Molecule: messenger RNA, 1459 nt
Organism: Oryzias melastigma (Indian medaka)
Lineage: Eukaryota; Metazoa; Chordata; Actinopteri; Beloniformes; Adrianichthyidae
Product: soluble scavenger receptor cysteine-rich domain-containing protein SSC5D-like
Exons: 4
Coding region: 497-1459 (320 amino acids)
Cellular component (GO): membrane
Source: RefSeq, a predicted model, not a curated record
CCUCAUAAAAACGUCCCGUCUACGUCCAUACUAACGCUAGUCAGACGUAGAAUAAAACACGUUGCCUUGCGUCACGUUCUGCACCCUCAGGGCACUAACACCUGAUGUUGAAGACAGAAUAAACGUCUACAACAACCACAUUUGAACUGCAAUCACCUCAUAAAAACAUCCUAACACAAACGUUUGUGCGUGAUGUUAAACAGACGUAGAUAAAAACAUGUCGCCUGGCGUAACGAUCUGCGCCCACUGGGGACCAACACCCGAUGAUGAAGAUGACGAAUAUGAAACUUUGUACUCUGGAAACAAAGUGCUUGCUUGAUUUUUGUUCACUCAUGGUUUGUUACAUCAACUAUGUCAACUAAAAUCAUUAGAAAUGUUUUGACUGUCCAAUACAUCAAAGUAUACACUUAUGUAAAUCGCUGUCCGUUCAAGACCUUCAACCAUUUGCUUCAGGUCAGCAGUAGCCGUCUGGUUGAGCAGAUGAGGAGAAACGAGGAUGGAAAUGUUUUUUCUGCUCAUCAUUGCUGCAACAGUGGAUGCCCAAAUCAGGUUAAUUGGUCCAAGUCAGUGUUCUGGAAGAGUGGAAGUCCUCUACAACGGUGUCUGGGGAACCGUCUGUGAUGACGGCUGGGACUUGACUGAUGCUGCAGUGGUCUGCAGACAGAUGGGAUGUGGAUCAGCACAGAGUGCACCACCAGCAGCAUACUUUGGUGCAGGAACAGGACAGAUCUGGCUUGAUGAUGUUCUCUGUAAAGGAAGUGAAAGCGAUCUUACUCAGUGUACCAACAAUGGAUAUGGGGUUCAUAACUGUGGCCAUAGCGAGGAUGCUGGGGUCACUUGUGCAGUGGAUGGUGAGAUCAGGUUAACUGGUCCAAAUCUAUGUUCUGGAAGAGUGGAAGUCCUCCAUAACGGUGUCUGGGGGACCGUCUGUGAUUACGGCUGGGACAUGGCUGAUGCUGCAGUGGUCUGCAGACAGAUGGGAUGUGGAUCAGCACAGAGUGCACCACCACUAGCAUACUUUGGUGAAGGAACAGGACAGAUCUGGUUCGAUGAUGUUCUCUGUAAAGGAAAUGAAACCAGUCUGUUUCAGUGUACCAACAAUGGAUACGGGGUUAAUAACUGUGGACAUAGCGAGGACGCUGGUGUCACCUGUGCAGAUAAGGUGAGAAGCUUGGUCACCUGGAGGGAGCUCGGAGUAGAGACGCUUCUCCUCCACUUUGAGAGGAGACAGUUGAGGUGGCUCAGGCAUCUGAUCUGCAUGCCUCCUGCACGCCUCCCUGGAGAGGUGUUCAGGGCAUGUCCCAGAGAAGACCCAGGAUACACUGAAGAGACUACAUCUCUCUGCCCAUCCUGGGACCGCCUUGGCGUACCCCCAGAGGAGCUGGAGGAAGUAGCCGGGGAGAGUGGAGUCUGUGCAUCUUUGCUUAGACUCCUGUCCCCACAACCCAGUCUCAGAUGA